Messenger RNA from Fulvia fulva, 1512 nucleotides. Its product is annotated as DNA primase small subunit. Gene Ontology annotation, biological process: DNA replication, synthesis of primer. The record is from RefSeq and is a predicted model, not a curated record. Bases 1 to 1512 code for a protein of 503 amino acids. The transcript has a single exon. Gene Ontology annotation, cellular component: alpha DNA polymerase:primase complex. NCBI's taxonomy places the organism in Eukaryota, Fungi, Ascomycota, Dothideomycetes, Mycosphaerellales, Mycosphaerellaceae.
AUGCCUCACGCAGUCUCGCCCGAGCGCGAACCAAACGCGACACCAGAAGAUGCAACACUUCCAGACGCGCCAGCAUACAACGGCGAGGAAAAGGAAAACGAAGAUGUCGACAUGGCCGAUUCUCCCAAGGCCAAUGCACCGCAGACUACAAAAGGCCUUGACGACAUGUUCGACGACGAUGAUGAUGACGACGAGUUCUCCUCUAGCGCCGCGACACGACCCGAAGACAGCUCCCAACCACAACCGCAAGCACCUUCAGCGAAACGGCCAGUUGUCGAGGAAGAGACCCUCAGACAAUUCUACCAACGAUUAUGUCCCUUCCGACAACUCUUCCAAUGGCUCAAUCACUCAGCAACACCACAGCCAGACUUCCAGAAUCGCGAAUUCUCCUUCUGGCUGCCAGGAAACCGCGUCAUUCGAUACCUGUCCUUCCCCUCUGCAGAUCUGCUGAGGAAACAAGUAGUCCAGAUGUGCCCGGAGCGUUUCGAAAUUGGACCGCAAUACACCAUAAAUCCGAAAGACCGCAAGACGCUGAAGAAGGCAUCGGCGUUCCGGCCUGUCAUGAAAGAGCUCGUCUUCGAUAUCGAUAUGACAGAUUAUGAUCCGAUCCGAACAUGUUGUCAGGGAACUAAGAUCUGUAACAAAUGCUGGCAGUUCAUCGUUAUGGCGAUCAAGGUGGUUGACACAGCAUUGCGGGAGGACUUUGGCUUCCAGCACAUCAUGUGGGUCUACUCGGGACGAAGAGGUGCACACGCGUGGAUCAGUGACAAGAGAGCGCGAGAGAUGGACGAUAGCAAGAGAAAAGCCAUUGCAAACUAUCUCGAAGUGCUUCGCGGCAAUGAGAACGGCAAGAGAAUGGGUCUGCGCAGACCACUACACCCGCAUGUCGACAGAAGCUUGAAGCUCUUGACGCCAUACUUCCAAAACGACGUACUCGCGGAGCAGGACCCCUGGCAAUCAGCUGAGCAAGCCGAGAAGCUACUGAACCUCAUCCCAGACAAGUCACUGGCAGACGCCUUGAAGAAAAAAUGGGACGUCUCAGCAGACCGUACCUCAAGCCAAAAGUGGGCAGACAUCGACGCAUUAGCAGAAGCCGGCAGCCUCUCAACCCUAAACCCCCGACAACUAGUCGAUGUCAAGCAAGACAUCCGCCUGGAAUACACCUACCCCCGCCUCGACGCCGAAGUCUCCAAGAAGCUCAAUCAUUUGCUCAAGUCGCCCUUCGUGGUACAUCCUGGUACAGGACGAGUCUGUGUACCCAUCGACAUUCGAAGACUAGAAGAUUUCGACCCUUUUGAAGUUCCGACUGUCACACAGCUGCUUGACGAGAUCGAUCAAUGGGAGACGAAGCAGGGCGCUGGGAUGAGUGAUGAGGAUAAAGCUAAGGUCCAGGAUUGGCAGAAGACGAGCUUGAAGCCUUAUGUGGAGUAUUUUAGGGGACAUGUUGCUGCUCUGUUGAAAGAGGAGAGUAGAGGGAAGCGGGAGCGGGAAGAUGAUGGGAUGGAGUUCUGA